UAUUUAUUAUAAAUGGACAAAAGAAGGAUAGAGAUAGAGGUCUACAAGGAGGAAGAGCAGAUUGAUGGAAGAGUCAUGAAGGAGGUUUAUUGGUGAUCGAAUGGAAGGGAUUAUGUGGAUGAGGGGAUAUUGGCGAUGAUUUGCUCGUUUAUGUGAAAAUCAUGGGAUUUAGUUGUGAAGGUGCUGGGACAGAAGAUUUGUAAUGGGUUUAAGGAGAUUGAGAGUUUUUGAGUAGGUGAAUUUCAAAACAAGACUAUGUUCAAAAAGAUCAUAGAUAAGCCCUUUACAAAACAAAUCUCCACCUGAAUUAUGCUGUUCGAUUUAAAUGAAUUACCAAAAAGGACUACCUUACCAAAAGGAGUCUAUAACUAUCUUCCUCUUAUCACCACAAACUUCUCACUAUGUAAUACAAACCUCUCAGCAACUCAACUCAGAAAAAUCAUCCAAAUCGGUCGACACAUCAAAAACAUCUCCUUCAUCUGCUGAAAAAUAACCCCAACUCCUUUCAAACUCACCAAAUCAAUAACCUACUCCAUAAAUUCCCUCCAAAUCACCCUAAGACUCAAACCCGAAAUAGCUCUAUGGAGUAUACACCCAGAGAAGGUCCAAAAUCUCCUCAGAGCCAUCUCCCUCACAAACAUGAAGUCCACUCUCCAAACCUUCAAGCUUGACCUCCCAGAUUUUGACGAAGAAUUCAGAGAAAUCGCCGAUGAGCUAGGAAUGAACGAUUUACAAUUUGAAUUUGAGAAGUAA
Molecule: messenger RNA, 753 nt
Organism: Moneuplotes crassus
Lineage: Eukaryota; Ciliophora; Spirotrichea; Euplotida; Euplotidae
Source: the annotation of a GenBank genome assembly